AUGCCCGGUAUGCCAAAUGUUUCACCUCCUCGUUGUCUUCCCACAACCUACAGCAAUGAUGAGAUGAUCAGGAUUGUGAUGGUGGGGAAGACUGGAGUUGGGAAGAGUGCCACAGGAAACACCAUUCUGGGACAAAACUGCUUUAAAUCUGUGACCACAAUGUGUAAAAAGGUCUUUGGAGAGGUGGAUGGACAAAAGGUUGCUGUUAUCGACACUCCAGAUCUGUUUGACACCAAGAACACUGAAGAGAAAACAGUUAAAGACCUUAGCCAGAGCGUUUCUUUUGCUUCUCCUGGACCUCAUAUCUUCCUGAUCGUCAUCAGACUGGACAGAUUCACAGAGGAAGAAAAACAAACAGUGCAGGAGAUUCAUAAAAUCUUUGGUGAGGAAGCCGACAAAUACAGCAUGGUUCUCUUUACCCAUGGUGACAAGCUCAAAGGGAAAUCUAUCGAAGAAUUCUUAUUGAACAGCAAAGAUCUGAAGGAACUUGUGGGCAAAUGUAACGGCCAGUACCACCUGUUCAAUAAUGAGGUGGAGGAUCGUUCUCAGGUCAGCGAGCUGCUCGAGAAGAUCAGAAAUAUAAAUAAACACAAUGGAGGAAGCUACUACACCACUGAAAUGUUCCAAAACACAGAGAGAGCGAUUGAAGAGGCGAAACAAUGCAUCCUGAAAGAGAAAGAAGAGGAACAGCACAAGCAGAUGGAGAAAAUUAUCCGUGAAUUGAAUGAAAAGAAGUCGACCACAUUGCGUGGCGUGCACCCAUUUAUUCACAGAGUCAUGAAACCUGCCAUGUACAAUACUACAUCUGCCCCAAAGUUUGCUUAA
This is a messenger RNA of Scomber japonicus (chub mackerel), 825 nucleotides long. RefSeq names its product GTPase IMAP family member 9-like. Gene Ontology annotation, molecular function: GTP binding. The transcript has 3 exons. The coding region runs from base 1 to 825 and encodes 274 amino acids. NCBI's taxonomy places the organism in Eukaryota, Metazoa, Chordata, Actinopteri, Scombriformes, Scombridae. The record is from RefSeq and is a predicted model, not a curated record.